AUGUCAGUUUCCGACCCCAUCAAGCCAAACCCAGACAACCAACCUGUUCCUCUCAUCUCCAUCCCUGAGAGCUCCUACAUAGCUGACCUUGCAGAGAAGGCCUAUGAAAAGGGCAGCACGGCAUUCUUGAGACUUAAGGCUUUGUCGAGAGUGAGGGAUGUUGUGCUCAGACCGGAAAAGCAAGGCAAGGACAUAGUCUGGAAUAGGAUAGCUAACCACGAGGCUAUCCUGGGGCAUACAAGAGGGAAACUGCAGGAGAAGCCAUGCAAUACCUGUGUACAGAAGAUUGGGCCCUUUGCGGACUGUGUCGCCGUUACGGGAGAAUUUCUUGGCUCUUGCACAAACUGUCACUACAAUAGCUGCGGGAAGAGGUGCUCUUUUCGCUACCCUAACCAGACACCCGGUUCGAAAAGGAAACGCUCCCUCUCGGAUGCAUCAUUUGUAGAAUCCGGGGGCGAUUGCGAUCCGCCUGCAAAAACUGUCAAGACCAGAAAGGGGGAUAGGGCCCAAGAUUUUGCAGUCCACUGGGAUGGAUUGUCUGGAAUCAUUCGGGAUUUGAUUGUCGAGAAGGUUUUUGGGACCGGAGCUUAAUUUAUUUCGUUUUGUUUGCCCGUUUGGCUUGCGAAGACUACUUGCAUUCUGUCACAAAAAUUCUGUACACUCUUUACAGUUGUCUCACAACCUCAUGUACUGCAAUUAUAAUUAUUUACAUCCCGUCAACAGACUGCCUGAACUGGAAUAAUUGAACCUCACGGUAAGACGUCCAGAAUUCCCCUCUUUAGAUAAGGGGGGGGGGUCACGAGGGGAGAGAACUGGCUUUUAGCCCUCCGCCGAGACAAUUAAAAAGAAAUAAAAACGGUC
Tuber melanosporum (Perigord truffle) is the source of this 861-nucleotide messenger RNA. RefSeq lists its product as uncharacterized. The record is from RefSeq and is a predicted model, not a curated record. Bases 1 to 591 code for a protein of 196 amino acids. The transcript has 2 exons. NCBI's taxonomy places the organism in Eukaryota, Fungi, Ascomycota, Pezizomycetes, Pezizales, Tuberaceae.